AUGUCUACAUCAUCUGCUUCAUUAUGUGAAUUUGUUAUCCGCGAUCAUUAUGAUGUACAAACAGAGGGAAUAGAUUGUGAACAUGUAGCGAGAUUAUUGAGAGAAAUGGAGCUUGAAAAUCUAAAAGUUGAACGUAAACGUCAUUUCAAGUUAUUAUUACAAGACAAUAAUAAGGAUGAAAAUACCUCAACGCAUGAACGUCUUUUUGCAAAAUUAUGUAAAGUAGAUAUUGAAGGCUUAACCUGUGAUGAUCCUCUGUGUAUUAGCGUAAUCGAUCUCGGCUCAGAUAAAUAUAAACUCUUUGAAAGCGAUUAUGACGUUCUUGUAGGACAAAAGGCCGGCAUUAGAAGACUAAACAAAGAUGCAUUGAUUAAAAAUGUGUGCGCUGAUUUUGUCAUAAAAAGAGAAGAGGCUCGACGCCUAUAUAAAUUUGUACUAGCACCUACAGAAUUAGUAACGCACGACCAAUGGGUAGAGCAGAACCACGAUAGAGAACGGGUAGCAAAAGGUUUUACUACAAGAAAUAUACUUCGUCGGGUUGAUAAAGGUUCAGAAAAUACGCUUGUAGGAAGCAUUGCUCGUCUUAUAGAUGCGACUAUGUACCGUUUGCCCAUUGGAUGUGAAAUUGAGGUGACCAGAGGUGAGCGCCAAAGUAUAGCAAGUAAAAAUCGAAAAGUGAAACAGUCAGACGGCGCAAGAGGAGAUAAACCUGAUUUAAUGAUUCGGACAUUUCUCAGGCAAAAGUGGAACGAGGUUGUAUAUUUUGAAAGUGGUAGAUGGAGUUUUACAGAUAAGAAGAAACAAGAUGAUCAUAAUAAGUUAGCCCAAUUAUGUUUAGAUGGUUAUAAAGAGAUCAAGAAAAAAUGCGUGAAACAGCUUCUCCAUGAGCGUUAUAUCGCAUUUGGUGUCAAUAUAGCAGGGGAGUAUAUUGUAAUACAUGGACUAGUAUGGGAAAAGGAUGUUAGAUAUUAUCUUCCUAUUGCAAGGGCGAAGAUUCCUUUUAAUAACGAGUCAACUGAAGAGGUGGAGGAAUUUAUUCAUUCUCUAAUGGUUUUACGAAAUGGGUUAAUUGUGAACUUACAAAACUUAACUAACAGUAUUCAGACAAGAACUAAAAGAAACACUGAACUCAGAAAGUCUGAAAUUUUAGCUAGGAUGCCCCUGCUAAAAAAUAGUCAUAGGAAAAAAGGUGUGAAAAAUAUUUCUCAAAUGAUAUCUGAUAGUAUUCAAAAUGAUGCACAGUCUCAAAAAUGUAUUCUUAGUUCUUCUAAUGAUAUAUUAUCACAACAAAGCCAAAUUUCUUCUACAGAUUUUUCUAUUCUCCGUAAAAAGAGAUCUGAAGAAACAGGUAAUUCAUCAUUCACGCCUCAAAUCGCUCCAGCUGAAAUAGAGAAUCAUGAUGACUAUGAUGAGGUAUAUUAUUAUGAUGAGGCGUGUUUUGAUAAUCCCACACCUCAGUCAGAGAAAGGGACUAAUGAAGUUCAGAUAGUCGAUGAUAGUAAUUGUAGCCAUGACAAUGAUUCUGAAGAAGAGAGGCUAGAUGAAUCAGAUGAUAACAGAUAUAAUGGGUAUAAUAGAUAUGAUAAAUAUGGUAGAUGCAAUAGAGGUUAUUAUUAUUAUAACAGAAGAUAUGAAAGACAAAGCUCACCAAUGAUGAGUUCUAUUAUCUCACCAGUAACUGUCUAG
Molecule: messenger RNA, 1686 nt
Organism: Dentiscutata heterogama
Lineage: Eukaryota; Fungi; Glomeromycota; Glomeromycetes; Diversisporales; Gigasporaceae
Source: the annotation of a GenBank genome assembly